AACGGAUUCACCAAGUUUACAGCCAGUUUUGGCCAGUUUACAGUCGACGCAGUGGGAGAACGGUUUUAUUCAAAAUUGCUCUGCUCAUUUAGCUGUUUUGGCGCGAAAGCAUUUUAAGGAUUAAAGAUUAACGCGAAGCACUUGGAUUGAUUAAUCUCAUCGUACAAGAGCACGGACACGAGGUAGUUGUCUCUUCGCAUCGAGAAAAAUGGAAGAUUCGGCAAUAAUGACACAUUUAAAGAGGCUGGUGGCGGAUGGCAACGAAGCCUUGGAAUUCAGAUUAAUUCGUGAUCCGGAUGAUUUGAAUUCUGACAAGGCUAUAUUCAAGCCAGAAAUGACUUAUCAAGUAUUCGGAGACAGGGAAAUAAUAUUUGGUUACGGAGACCUGAAAAUACAGUUGUUCUACGCAGCGGGAUGCUUGGAAACAUAUCUUGGAAUAAAUUACACGGAGAAAGCGAGCAUAAAGAGCGACGGAGUCGAGCCCGAUGAAAUUUUAACGAAAAUCGUUGCGAAGCUCGCGCCGGACGUUCACUAUACUUUAAACGACUUCAUGCGCGCACUGGCCAAGGACGACAUGUUCGUACCACACGGAGAGUUGAUAAAUUCCUUCACGAUAAACGAUGCAGGAACUACGAGGCGAUUUGUAGUUUACAAAGCGGAUAUGAGCUACAGCGGAUUCAGGCAGUAUCAUGAAAGGAUUCAAACGUUCCUUCUUUGGUACAUAGAUGCGGCUCUCUUUAUUGAUAUUGAUGACAAUCAAUGGCAGUAUUUCAAUGUAUUCGAAGCUUACACCACGCCUACAGGUACGCCUCGAUACGCGACAGUCGGUUUCGCCACUGUAUAUCGAUAUUACGCAUAUCCGCAGCACAUUCGGCCGCGCAUCGCCCAAUUCCUAAUCCUACCACCGUUUCAAAAGGUGGGUGUUGGUACGCACCUGUUGCAGGCGAUUUACAGCGAGUACAUCGGCAGGAAAGAUGUUACAGAUAUGACAGUCGAGAGUCCGUCCGGAACGUUUCAGCGAUUACGCAACUACGUGGACGCCGUAAAUUGCAACGCCUUACCUAGUUUUAAACCGGAAUUUUUGAAACGAGGAUUCAGCAACGAGAUGGCUGCCGAGGCGAAAAAUAAGCUGAAGAUAAAUAAGAAACAAGCCCGCAGAGUAUACGAGAUCUUGCGACUGCGCGCAACGGACACCGUGGACGCGGCGGAGUACCGGGAGUACAGAAUAGACGUGAAGAAAAGACUGAACAUACCGUUCAAGAGAAAAGAGAACGAGGAGCGGAAGAUAGAGCGCGCCUUAAAGAACGUGGACAAGAAAACCUACACGAACGGCCUGCCGUCCGUGGAGCAGCGCAUAGAAAUACUCGAGAAGGAAUAUCAGCUCGUGGAGGACGAAUACAAACUCGUUAUCGAGCGCUUGAAAUACGGUCCCGAAUUGUUCGCGUUAAUUACACAAAACUAAAACUAAACGAAACAAAAAUGAAGAACGCAGAAAUAUAUCGAUAAUUUACAAUGUUUCAUA
This is a messenger RNA of Ooceraea biroi (clonal raider ant), 1522 nucleotides long. RefSeq names its product histone acetyltransferase 1 (gene Hat1). NCBI's taxonomy places the organism in Eukaryota, Metazoa, Arthropoda, Insecta, Hymenoptera, Formicidae. Gene Ontology annotation, molecular function: histone acetyltransferase activity; histone binding. The record is from RefSeq and is a predicted model, not a curated record. Gene Ontology annotation, biological process: subtelomeric heterochromatin formation. Gene Ontology annotation, cellular component: nucleus.